Molecule: messenger RNA, 1728 nt
Organism: Morus notabilis
Lineage: Eukaryota; Viridiplantae; Streptophyta; Magnoliopsida; Rosales; Moraceae
Product: glutamine synthetase leaf isozyme, chloroplastic
Exons: 13
Coding region: 1-1302 (433 amino acids)
Cellular component (GO): cytoplasm
Molecular function (GO): glutamine synthetase activity
Source: RefSeq, a predicted model, not a curated record
AUGGCACAGAUUUUGGCACCAUCUACACAAUGGCAGAUGAGGAUCACCAAAGCCUCAACUGAUGCAAGUCCAAUGACUUCAAAGAUGUGGGGCUCACUAGUGAUGAAACAGAAUAAUAAGAAAGGAGCAAUGAAGAGCUCUACUAAGUUCAGAGUGUUUGCACUCAAGUCUGACAAUGGCACCAUCAACAGGCUUGAGGAUUUGCUAAAUCUUGAUGUCACUCCUUACACUGACAAGAUCAUUGCUGAAUAUAUUUGGAUUGGAGGGUCAGGGAUUGAUGUGCGUAGCAAAGCAAGGACAAUAUCAAAGCCUGUUGAACAUCCUUCUGAGCUUCCCAAGUGGAAUUUUGAUGGGUCAAGUACAGGACAAGCACCUGGUGAAGACAGUGAAGUAAUUAUAUACCCUCAAGCAGUUUUUAAGGACCCUUUCCGUGGUGGUAACAACAUCUUGGUAAUUUGUGAUUCAUACACGCCGGCCGGCGAGCCUAUCCCUACGAACAAACGCCACAGAGCCGCGGAGAUUUUCAGUAACAAGAAGGUUGUUAAUGAAGUUCCAUGGUUUGGGAUUGAACAAGAGUACACUUUGCUUCAGCCAAAUGUUAGAUGGCCCUUAGGUUGGCCUGUUGGAGCCUACCCUGGUCCUCAGGGCCCCUAUUAUUGUGGUGCCGGAGCGGAUAAAUCAUUUGGCCGUGACAUAUCAGAUGCUCACUACAAGGCUUGCUUAUAUGCUGGAAUUAAUAUUAGUGGCACCAAUGGAGAAGUUAUGCCUGGCCAGUGGGAGUAUCAAGUUGGUCCCAGCGUGGGAAUUGAUGCUGGAGAUCAUAUCUGGAUCUCAAGAUACAUUCUUGAGAGAAUCACUGAACAAGCUGGUGUUGUCUUGUCCCUGGAUCCAAAACCAAUUGAGGGUGACUGGAAUGGCGCAGGAUGUCACACCAAUUUCAGUACAAAGAGCAUGAGGGAAGAUGGAGGAUAUGAAGCUAUUAAGAAGGCAAUUUUGAAUCUCUCCCUCCGCCACAAAGAGCAUAUUAGUGCCUAUGGAGAAGGAAAUGAAAGAAGGUUGACAGGAAAGCAUGAAACAGCAAGCAUUGACACAUUUUCUUGGGGAGUGGCUAAUCGUGGUUGCUCGAUCCGUGUGGGGAGAGAAACCGAGAAGCAAGGAAAAGGUUACUUGGAAGAUAGGCGUCCAGCCUCGAACAUGGACCCCUACAUCGUGACCUCGCUGCUCGCGGAAACUACUCUACUGUGGGAGCCAACACUUGAGUCUGAAGCUCUUGCUGCUCAGAAGCUGGCUUUGAAUGUCUAGUUAAUUUGUUGAAAAUAAUCUGAUGGGCCCUCAAAAUUCUAUCAAUUGGGAUAAAUCUGCCCGACUGUUUUGAAGCUUUUUCUUCUCACUUUCUAGAUCCUUUAGGGAGUGUCCUUCUGUAAAUAAAGGUCUUGAAGUGAGCGGUUCUUCAUGUCCAAGUUUGUAAAAUGGUCUCUCAGAUUAGAGGAAUCUUGCAGAUUAGAGUGACUUCAUUAUUAAAUUUCCCACUUUAUGGCGAUUUUAUUGGCAUAUUUAAUCCAAUAUUCAGGACCCCAUUUAAGUUUUUUUUUUCUUCACUUUCUCAGUCCAUUUUUACUGUGUUUGCAUUUUAUGGCUAUUUUAGCAGUUGCCUAAAUUUGCACAUCAGACAAUUGUGACAAUUAAGUGACCAGGUGGUCCUGGUGUGAUAAGAAUGUCUUCCUAGAA